This is a messenger RNA of Aspergillus fijiensis CBS 313.89, 1156 nucleotides long. RefSeq lists its product as uncharacterized. Bases 467 to 1084 code for a protein of 205 amino acids. NCBI's taxonomy places the organism in Eukaryota, Fungi, Ascomycota, Eurotiomycetes, Eurotiales, Aspergillaceae. The record is from RefSeq and is a predicted model, not a curated record. The transcript has a single exon.
UUAAUGUAGAGAUGGGUGGUAUGUGGUGACUUUAUUCUUGCUUCUGGCAGCCAUAUGAGCCGCGGGGCGGCAGUUACAUCGUGUAGCCUGGUGUGCUACCUUUCCUAGCUAUAUAAAUUGAUAGAAAUGGUAUGCCGCAGGAUAGAUAUAGAUCGCUGGAUAGAUAAGCCCAGUCAGUUAAGGUGCCUUAUGCUGAAUCGGCAAAUAAGUGGGGGGUGGAGAUGGGUAGUAUAGUUUGGCUAGUUAAGGUCAACUCAUCUCGAUUGAGUUCCCUGGACUCUUGUUGUUCCUUUCUUUGUUUAUAUAUAGGAAAUCCGACUAGCACUGCAAUAUGUAUUAGAGGAGCCGUGGAUCUUCAUCAUUCAGAUGCCGAAGUCAGUCAGCUAGAAGGAGGUGUUUACUUCUAUGCACCCCCGCCCCAAAGCGGUGGAAGGUUAAGCUAACUUAACCUACGGUGUUGCCAUGCAUGCCCGGUGAUACAAUUCUACUACCAAACCAAUUAGUUCCCGCCGCCCUCCAGGCUCAACCCCCCCCCCCCCCCCAAACAAAGCAAACCAUUGUUGAACCCGAAGGACCUUCAAUUCCAACCACACGACUCAUAACUAAACCAUUUGCUUCUCUCCGUACUCGACCAAUUGAUUCCACCUACAAUCAUAACUUGCAGCCUACAGCCCAAAACCAUCUACACUCCAUGAACCCCCCGCCCAGGAAACCACCUCGCAAAAAUCAAAGAAUGUCCCACCUCGACGACCUCACCACCCCCGACACCACCAGCGUCAGCGUCAGCAUCAAGGACGACCCCUCCCCCGCCGAAGAAGACCAUACCAAUCCGAAGACAUCCACCACUACCAGCAGCAGCAGCAACCCCCUCCUCAACCCCUCCAACCCCCUCGUCACAGAUCUAGAGCAGGAAGUCCUCGACGAGUACGCCCGGCUCCUCGGGAACGUGAACGCGGUGGGUUUUUCCUUCCUUCCUCCCCUCCCUCCUUGGCCCUACCUUGAGGCGCAUAGCUCAAGCCUAUGUCUAUGCCCUCGAUACACUCCCACCCCCCACUCCCCCAUUCAAAAAGGAACCAAACGCUAAUGGGAUGAGAGGGGCAAAGCUCUCCACCAAACUCGCCGACCUCGCCGGCUCCCCCGCUUCAAUGACCCUCGA